Molecule: messenger RNA, 876 nt
Organism: Puccinia graminis f. sp. tritici CRL 75-36-700-3
Lineage: Eukaryota; Fungi; Basidiomycota; Pucciniomycetes; Pucciniales; Pucciniaceae
Exons: 5
Coding region: 1-876 (291 amino acids)
Source: RefSeq, a predicted model, not a curated record
AUGACUCUAUUCGACUCGACUCCGGUCCCAUUGCCCUUUUCCAAGGAACUAGAGGGACAGUGGACGUCCAAGAGCUCGGGCGGCAAUCACGCACUCGCGACGUAUGCGAGCAACCCAAUGUGGAGGAUUAACAUCGAAGAUGAGAGACGCGGCUCGGUGCGUAACGAGUCGGGAAACGUCAAGUUCAGGGCAAGCUUGACCACAAUUGAUGCCAAUGGGGGUCUAGACACCAGGAAACCUCUGAACGUCAAACUUAUUCGAUCUGGUGGCGAUGGUCGGGUUUAUGAUGUCGAGCGACGCGAUGUGGUUGCAGACUCUGGAAGCUAUACUCUAGGUCGAGCACAGCUACGAGUCAAUCAACUCUUACCGGGAAAGUACACUAUUGUGCCAUCAACUUACCAAGCUGGAGUGAUUGGUUUAUUCAAACUUCAAUUAGAAUGCGACUUACCUUUAACUAGAGUGGAGUCUAUUCCUCCAGAAGGAGCUGGAAUGUACAAGCGUGUAGGGUGUUUGAGUUGGGAGGAGGAGAGAGGAGGGGCCGGCUUCUGGCGACUUACUGGCGGCAAGGGCUUGGUGAAAUCCAAGAUUAAGCUUCAAGCUGCACAUCAGCCGGGCGGAUAUUCCAUCAAGCUGACUUUGAUCCAGCAUCAAUCCAGCCAAGACGAAGGGAAAGUAAUCAGUCCUGGGAUCUUUACCAACGCGCUUAGCGGAGCGGCGAUCGGACCCCUCCAGCUAUCAUUCUCCAACAAUUAUGAUUAUACAAUCUUAGUCGAGGCCUUGGGCGACACUUGUGUCACAAAGGGAGAGGGCUACGUCUUGACGGUUUAUGCCGACCAACCCUUGAGCUUGGCUCGAAUACCAAAGGAAACAAAUUGA